This is a messenger RNA of Varanus komodoensis (Komodo dragon), 6603 nucleotides long. Its product is annotated as extracellular serine/threonine protein kinase FAM20C-like. Gene Ontology annotation, cellular component: Golgi apparatus. Gene Ontology annotation, molecular function: phosphotransferase activity, alcohol group as acceptor. The transcript has 11 exons. Lineage: Eukaryota; Metazoa; Chordata; Lepidosauria; Squamata; Varanidae. Gene Ontology annotation, biological process: protein phosphorylation. The record is from RefSeq and is a predicted model, not a curated record. The coding region runs from base 3099 to 4586 and encodes 495 amino acids.
GCGUUACAGACGUCAAGGCGGGAAGUCACCAACGCGUGCAUCACUGUCGCCAGGUGCUAUGCAGUCCCUGUCUCUGCCCAGUUUACCAUCCUGAGUCACGGAUGCAGAGGCAGAACACUGGACAGUACAGCAAAGCCCUGUGACUUCUGACUGCUGGGUUGCAGUGCUCUUGAAUGCAGUUUUAAGCAGUGCACAACAUGACCUGUUUUCUCAGCCAGAAGACCAUGGCUUCAUGGUAUACUGUAAUUGGUUUGGACUGUAUAUAGAUGCCAUGGUGACAAAGAAAGGGGUUUUAAAUGUGAGUCAUGUAUUGCUGUCAAGGGACAGGAGUUAGGUAUUAGAGUGUUGCUUUAUAGUGGUGUCAUGGCAACACAGUGCAUUGACACAUUGCCUGGUUGGCUGUGAUAGUAUGUAUGCAUCCUCUGUCAUUUUGCUGCAAGUUCAGUCUCAACUUGAUGAAGAAUAUUUCAGUUAACAAUGCCAGCACUGAAGUGAUGCACAGCCCCAGGGUUGCAAGAUUGCAGUGGAGCUUGAUUUUUAUUCCACCUUAUGUGAAGUAUAGGGGUGAUCGACGUGUCUCUUACGCAAGCUCCUAAUGCCAGAAAUCAAAAGGGCAUUAUGCAGAGAUUCUGCCGCCUUUUCCCUCCAAAAUGGAUUUUCUGUAUUGAGGCAAAAAACAGGAAAAAUUGUGGGAAACCAUGGGAGGGUCAUGAGUAGCUGACUUCAUCUGGAUACCCCAUAAAUUAAAAGCCUCUUUUGGAAACACCAUGUGUUGCUUUGAGUCUCCUUCUUUCCUUCCGUAUUUAUUUAUUUAUUACAUUUUUAUACUGCCCUAUAGCCCAUUUGGCCUCUCUGGGGGGUUUACAAUUUAAAAACAUAAAUAACAAAACAACAAUCAAAGCGAAUAAACAAAAACAACAAUACCAGUACUGUAUAGGAAAAGUUGGCAACCUACAACACUUAAGAUAGAAUUAGUGCACAGCAUAGCAGUUAAGAUAAUAAAAACAUAUCUAUCAACAUAUUUGGAAAAGAAAUAUUUUCAAGAAAUAUUUCUUGGAAAAGAAAAAAAUCUUGUCUGCAUCACUAUCUGAGCCAAUGUUCACCAGAGCCUCAAAAUCUGCUUCUGGUGCUGGAUGUCAGCCUUGAGGUAUGUGCCAUAAUAAUGGGUUUAAGAUGUGCAAUUUGUUUUCACACUAACUAACCACUCCCUUUAUGGGUCUGGGACUAGCAAGAUAAAAGUGUAAUUUUCAGGCAAGAGUUGGGGCCUGGGGCCUCUUACAUAGGAAGAAGUGGAAGAUACAGUUGUCCAUUUUACUAGAUUAGCACAUAACGUAAAUAUCACAGCCAUGUGGGACUUUCGCAAUUGACACAGAUCAGACACAGAAAUCUUUUGACUUUUAUCAGCCACCUUUUCCCAUUACUUGUUCACUCAAGCUAAAUUUAAAGUCAGCAAUUUUGACUGGAAUGAUUAGCUCAUUCCAAGCCUCAUUAUUAUCAUCAUCAUCAUCAUCAUCAUCAUCAUCAUCAUCAUCAUCAUCAUAACAUUUCUGUAUGAGUACAGUUGAGUAUUUCUCUUGCAAAGACCUGAGGGAGAAAUAAGGCUUACUGGUUUGCCCAGGCCAUGAUAUUACUGCAAUGCAAGGGAGGGUGUUGGGGAGAAAUAUAGUGUUGUCAGAAUCUGGGGCGACUGAAAGCUGGAGACAGUUACUAGGCAACAGCCAUACCAUGGGACAUAAGCAAGCAAAGAACUCGUAGUUCCCUCAGCAGCUCAGGCUCUGUGUGUGUGUGUGUGUGUGUGUGUGUGUAAGAGAGGGAGAGAGGAAGGGAGGAAGGAAGUGAAAGUGUGGUGAAUGUGUAGCUUCAUGUCAUGAAUGGCAUACAGGUGAGAAAGUGGCUGUAUUUUCAGAGAAUAGGGGACCAUUUGCUCACACAGGUUUUUAAUCUCCUGCAAACAGUCCCACUAAGCAUUGUUGAGGCAAAGAUUAAAAGGUUCUAAGUCUGCCAUUCAGCUAUGAAAUUCAGUAGGUGGCCUCGGGCAAGCAAGUCACACCAUCUUGCUACUUGUGAAGACAGAAUGAGAAAACACUGUCUAAGUCACCCUGAGCUUGCUAGAUGAAAGGCCACUGGUACAGCUCAGGCACUGGGCUUAAUGGUUUUACAGGGAAGCCCUUUUUUACAUGGUAAUGUCAUAUGUCUUCUGUGGGAUGGACAGAGUGCUGAGUCUCUGUGUUCUUCCUGCCCUUGAUUGGAUGCCUGCAAUCCUCUGAGCUCGGGGAUAUGGGCAGUCACCAUGGCUGCUGCUUUAAAGAAGUCAUACCAGCCCCAUAGAAGUAGGUUCCAUAUUCACAAGUGCUGGAUUCAGAGGUCUUCCUGUAGACUCUGUUCCAAAGUCUGCAGAAUGUAAGGGAUAACAGAAGUAAGGGGUCCAUCUUGGAAUGUAUCUGAUGAAGAGGGUUUCUCUGUGGAGGAAGAUAUUUGGGGGGCUGGAAUGCAGGUCCCAAGUUUAGAUGCCUUGUCUCAAAAUAUUCAUAUGUGAGAAGUUUAUAAAACACAUGGCCAUUGUGAUAUUUCAACACAUUUGUCUUCCCUUCAUGCUCACAGUAUACAUUCAUGGUAAAGGGAGGGAAUACAUGUGCGGGCAUAAUAAGGUGGUGAGAUCUCACAAAAGUUUUUUAUGUGAUAAUAUAAUUGGAAGAUAUUUGUGACACUGACCCUACCUACCGCAAUUGAUUUGGAGUUUGUUCUCUUCGUAUUAACUUUGGCACCACCUGCUCUUCCCUUAUCAACAAUGAUAAAUACAUCUGCAGCCUCUGUUUCUGACUCAUAUUUGUCCCUGCUAAUGAGGGUGAUCUGUUUAUAAGUAGAGAGGUUAGUUGUUACUGUUGUUGGUGAACCAUAUAUUUUGCCUGAAAAACUUGAACUUUCGUCUUUUUCUUUUGGAUUCCAAUGCUGUAAAUACCAUUCUCAUGGCUACAUGAGAUCUUUCUACCAGUGCUCGUGGAGAUCAAGGUGUGGAGAUAUUUUCCUGCUCACACGUGGAACUUUGCCAUCACAUUGUACCUUGCAGAAAUCCAUAAGGAUGAUACACCUCAAAAGUAAUGGAUUUCCUGGGACUCCAAUCACUCAGUCCUGUAUCAUCUGCCCAGAAUAAGCUGAACUCCAGAAUUCUUCAAGGUUUCAGUAGCAGCAACAGGUCCCUGGGGAAAGGAUUUCACCCUCUGAAAGGUGUACCACAUGCAGAUGGCAAGAGAGUCAUGUCCUUCCAAAAUCACAGCUUGAAGCAGCAAGUUGUAGAAGAAAAGCCAAACGGAACAAGCAUCUCCAAACUGGCUGCUCUCUUUGAUCAUCCUCUCUAUAAGAUUCCAGUUCCAAAGAUUGCAAAGAAAGACAAACUGUUUGGCACCAAGCCAAAGAUAAGGCUCUUCAUCAGAAGUAGUCAAAGUGAUGAAAGGAGCAACAGUGAUAAGACAAAGUACGAUACCAACCCUUCUUGGCUCCAGUUUUAUGCCAAGAUCAACCGCCAUGAACUCUAUGCCCGCCAUGAUCCCUCUGUCCAUGCCUUGAUGGAGGAUUUGGCCACACAGAAAAUUGUCAGCUCAGUCCAAAAGCCUGGAGGGACCCAACUGAAGCUGGUGAUGACCUAUCCCAAUCAUGGGCAAGCUCUCUUCAAACCCAUGAAGCAAACCCGAGACCAGGAGACUCCAGAAGACUUCUUUUAUUUCUCAGACUUCGAACGACACAAUGCAGAAAUAGCAGCCUUUCACCUGGACAGGAUCCUGGAUUUUCGGAGGAUUCCCCCAGUUUCUGGCCGUUUGGUGAAUAUAAUCAAGGAAAUCCGGGACAUUACAACUGACAGGAAGCUGUUUAAAACUUUCUACAUCUCCCCAGCUGGCAAUGUCUGCUUCUAUGGUGAAUGCUCCUACUACUGCUCCCCUGAACAUGCUUUGUGUGGUAAACCCGACCGGCUGGAGGGCUCCAUGGCAGCCUUCCUGCCUGACCACGAACUGGCUGGACGGCGCUCAUGGAGAAAUCCCUGGAGGCGUUCUUACUCCAAAACCAAGAAAGCUGUGUGGGAGCAGAAUGAAGCUUAUUGUGCUGAGGUACGAGAGACACCACCCUACAACAGUAUUUCCCGCCUGCUCAACCUCAUUGACAUGACAGUGCUUGACUUCCUCAUGGGAAACAUGGACCGUCACCACUAUGAGACAUUUGAAAAGUUUGGCAAUAAGACUUUUCUGCUGCAUCUGGACAAUGGCCGAGGGUUUGGGAGACAUUCCCAUGAUGAAAUGUCCAUUCUCGUUCCUCUCCGGCAGUGUUGCAUCAUUAAAAAGUCAACGUACUUGCGACUACAACUGCUUGCUAAGGAGCCUUAUCGCCUGAGUGAUGUUAUGCGCGAGUCAUUAGCCACUGAUCACCUGUCACCAAUCUUAUCGGAGCCUCAUUUGAAGGCACUAGAUCGGAGGCUUCAGAAGGUUUUGGCUAUGGUGAACCACUGCAUGGAGAAAGAAGGAAAUGAAGAAGUACUGAAAAAUGAUCUAAAAGGACAGCACUUUAUGAUCUCAGAGAAGGAAAGUGAUUCAGCAUGAAGGAGCCACACACAGUAAGCCUGUAAUCUGCACCCCUUAUUGUGGCCUCUGCACUCAAGACUUGUCAUACUGUUGUGCUGUAUGAACAUAAAUGGGUUGGGGAGAAACCCCAUAACAGGCAAGCUUAUAAUCUGUGGGAUUAUAAAGAGGGCCACAGAACCUAUACAGAAUCCAUCAUAAAGUGUGCACUCCUUAGAAUAAUUGCAUUAUAAAGUACUAAUAUAGUACUAAUUAACUGAGUGUAGAAGCGAUAACAAUUACUGACCUUUUCUGGAUUUUUUUUUUAAUCUUGAUAUCAUAUGUAAUAUUUGUUAAGAUCUGGGAGUUACAUUCCACCACAUAUAGAGGACACCAGGAUGAGGAAAGCUGGACUGCAAUGGCUUCGGCAAGGGGCGGCAUAGAAAUGUUUUAAUAAACAAACAAACAAACAAAAAAGGAGCAUGUCUCCCGCUCCUUUGCUUCCGAGAGCAGUGUACUCGAUCAAGGCACUCUCGCAUACCUCUCUUGCUUUUGAUCUGCGCAGCACGCAUAGUUCCUUGGGUUUAUAGGAAACUGAGAGGUCUGUUCAUCAUGGGAAAGUGCCUUCUACUGGGCUGGUGGGCGUGUCCUGGUGGGCCAUUGUAGGCUGGUCUCAGGAAGAGGUCUUUCAUCAUACCCCUGAUCCUUUGAACAGGAGCUGCCAAAAUGUGAACCUGGGACCUUUGGCAUACAAAGUGUACAUUCAGCCAAAGAGUUGUAUAGUCUUUUGCAGUCAAUUCAAACAGUUGCUCGGCAUUUUGUUUCCAACAGUGCCCAACUAGAUGGAAAUAAGAUGCACUCUGCAGGUAGAAUGUGGGGUGGCAUGCAAGCCAAGUCGCCCCAGCAUCUCCCCAGCAGCCGAGCAUCGGAUUAACAGAACACACAGGGGCCAUGCGCAUGCUUGGAAAGGAGUAGUGGUGCCAGGCGAUGAUGUCAUGAGCCACAGCUCAUUAAAUUCGUCCGAGCUUUCACGUGGCUGGACAGUGCACUGCCAAGGAUAUUGCUUGGACUGGCUGUGAGUUGUUUUUUCCAAACUAAAACCUCAGUUUUCAGGUUUUAUUGCAGUGUUGGCACCUUGCGAUAAAUAAGUGGGUUUUGGCUUGUAAUUUGGGCACUCUGUCUCUAAAAGGUUCUCCAUCACUGCCCUAUCCACUUUCUCCACACCAUGCAUAAUUGUGUAGUCUUCUGUUAUAUGCCUUUCCUCACCUAAACUAAGCAGUUCCAGCCAUUGUAACCUUUCCUCAUAGGGGAAUUUGGUUGCCCUUUUCUGCCCUUUUCUAACUUUAUUCCUUUUUAACGGCAGUUACCAAAACUGCACAAAUUAUUCCACCUGUGGUUGCACGAUCAAUUUGUAUAAGGGCAGUAUAAUAUUGGCAGGGUUUUUUGCAAUUCCCUCUCUAGUUAUGUCUGAAAUGGAAUCUGUGUGUGUGUGGGGGGGGGGGGUUGACACUGUGUCAACAUUUCAUUAAACUGUGAAUGUGCAUAUGUGUGCGCGCAUGCACACAUACACUAACCAUACUCAAGCAUAGCUUCCUAGGUUGCUUGCUGUUAUUACAUGUGAUAUCAAACAUAUGCCUGCCCAUUGAUAAAAUGAAUAUACUUUCUUUGUAGAAAUUUUGUAAUAUACAAAGCUGCUCCCUUAUGGAGAUACAUUUUGGGAUAUCUGUUUUGGGACCAAUCAGUGCCUAUCUGGGAAACCCCUUGGGAAUCCCAUGUACACCUCCCUUAGUUCUAUGGAAGAAAAAUGGAAUAUAAGCAGAAUCCACAAAUGAUGAUUGGUUAGAAUUGGUUCAAUGACUGGUAAGGAUAGGUUGUCCUUAGAGAAGAACUUAGCCAAGACCAUAUUGUCUGCUGCAUAUGUCAGAGUGUUGGUGUUAUGAUUUUUAAGUUCUGAUGCCUGCCAGUUUCUCUUCUGUCUCUCUCAUUAUUUUCUCCAAAUAAAGUCUGAAGCUCCCUAAUGAGAUAAAGCACCCUUGGCAACAAUCUGAUUAACAACGAA